AGCGAGCAAAACAACAUCUAAAGUUGCAUAUAUUUCAUAAAUAAUUGUUCACAUUUUUGUAAUAUCGAAGCGAAAUGGCGGAAUCUGAUUCGGGAGAAAGUACUUCGUCGGUGUCCUCGUUUAUAUCCCGCUCAUCGUCGUCUUCGCGAUUGAGUGAGUUUGUGGACGCCAAGACAGAGCUGCAGGAUAUAUAUCACGAUUUGAGUAACUACCUGUCCAAUUUCCUAACCAUUUUGGAGGACAGUGUCCUGUUAAGAGAUCGGCAAAUGCUGGAGCACCUGUGCGCCUUCUCAAGCAGAGUGGAGGCCAUUGCAAAGGUACUUUCGCGUGAUCGAAUGAAGGUGGCAUUUUUUGGACGCACCUCAAACGGAAAAAGUGCCGUGAUCAAUGCCCUUUUGCAUGAAAAAAUCCUGCCCAGCGCCAUGGGCCACACCACCAGUUGUUUUUGCCAAGUGCAGGCUAAUGGCUCGGAUGAAACCGAGCACGUAAAGGUCGAGCAGGAGGAUGAGCAUAUGGAACUGAGUGCCCUAAGGGAACUGGCCAGUGCACAUUCGCCAGGUGCCCUGAAACCCUCAACUCUGCUGCAGGUCAAUAUGGCCAAGAACCGAUGCUCGAUCUUGGACUACGACGUGGUUCUGAUGGAUACACCUGGAGUGGAUGUAACAGCGCAACUGGACGACUGCCUAGAUAGCUACUGCAUGGAUGCGGAUGUUUUCAUCCUAGUUCUCAAUGCCGAGUCCACUGUUUCGCGCGUGGAAAGGCAGUUCUUCAAGGACGUGGCAUCCAAACUCUCGCGUCCAAAUCUCUUUAUACUCAACAAUCGAUGGGAUAAGGCCAGCAGUAUGGAGCCGGAAAUGGAGCAGAAGGUAAAGGAUCAGCAUAUGGAACGCUGCGUUAAUCUGCUAGUGGAUGAGUUAGGUGUUUAUUCCACGGCGCAGGAAGCCUGGGAAAGGAUCUAUCAUGUGUCAGCACUGGAGGCGUUGCAUAUAAGGAAUGGUCACAUUAAGAAUCCCUCGGCACAAACAAAAGAGCGAUAUCAGGAGUUCCUGCGUUUCGAAAAUGAUUUUUCGAAUUGCCUUGCGGUGUCAGCGUUAAAAACCAAGUUUGGGCCACACUUGCUCAGUGCGCAGAAGAUUUUAAACCAGUUAAAAUCCACGCUGAUAAGCCCUUUCAUAGAGAAAGUAAGUCGUCUUAUAGAUGAAAAUAAGGAGAGAAGAGCAAACUUGAAUGCGGAAAUAGAAGAGUGGGAAUUAGAAAUGCAAGGUGAAAGAGAAGACCUUCAAUAUUGCUUCGAAGAACUGACUGAAAUGACACAAAGAUUAGGUCGGUGCGUAUUAAACGACCAGAUAAAAACGUUAAUGCCCUCGGCUGUGCUAUCAUUCUCGCAUCCAUUUCACCCGGAGUUCCCAGCACAAAUAAGCCAGUACCAACGCUCUUUAUGUGCCCAUUUGGAUAAUCUUCUUGAAGAUCGAGUCCUCCAAUGUCUUUCCAUACCGCUACAGAGAAAAAUAUUAGAUAUGGAGAAAGAAAUGGGACUUCAGAUCACCGAGAAAUCUUGCGAUUGGCAACUAAUCUACGGCCUGGAUUGCCAAUCCUAUAUGAGUGACUUUCAGCCAGAUCUUAGGUUUCGGUUUUCCUUGGGCUUUACUGCCCUGUGGCAUCGUCUUGAAGGAAACCUACCAUUGCACGCAAGUCCAUUCCGAACUCAAAAGUUACGAAAUGGUCACAAGAAAUGUUUGCCCCUGCCUCCUUUAGUUCACGGAAACCAUUGGCAGAUGCUGGAAUCUUUGGUUAAGUCCAAAGGCAGCCUUGGAACCGUUUUGCUGGGCGCCAUGGCCAUCCGUUCGUUCAACUGGCCAAUUGUAAUGAUCCUUGGUGGGCUCGUCGGAUCCUUUUACAUCUACGAGUACGCCGCUUGGACGACUGCCGCCCAAGAGCGAAGUUUCAAGAGCCAGUACUCCAGACUCUUGCAACAACGUCUGCGGACGGAUGUGCAGCAAACUGUCAGCGGGUUUGAGCUCCAGUUGCGACAGCACCUGGCAAAAGUCCGAAAUUGCUGGGAAGCCCAGUCCAAUGAGACUCUGAAUGACCUGACCGUGAGGACCGCGGAGCUGACCAAACAAAUACAAUCGAUGGAGGUGUUGCAGCUGAGCCUAAAGAAGUUUCGGGACAAGGGACAGCUGCUGGCCUGUCGAUUGGGGGACUUUCAAGAGACCUACUUGACCAAGAGCUGACAAUUAUGAGAGGGUUACAGCAAAUUCUAAACGUUCUUAAUAGUUUUAAUUUCUUUGGUUACCUUCGUUUUGGUUUUGUUACUUAGAAAUUUGUAUGUAUUUGGUUGAAUAUUUUAAAAUAU
Molecule: messenger RNA, 2356 nt
Organism: Drosophila mauritiana
Lineage: Eukaryota; Metazoa; Arthropoda; Insecta; Diptera; Drosophilidae
Product: transmembrane GTPase fzo
Exons: 1
Coding region: 75-2234 (719 amino acids)
Biological process (GO): mitochondrial fusion; mitochondrion localization
Cellular component (GO): mitochondrial outer membrane
Molecular function (GO): GTPase activity; GTP binding
Source: RefSeq, a predicted model, not a curated record